GUAGGACUCAUUUAAUGUUGCACAAUCAUCCCUGACUGUAAAGCAUUAUGAAGAAAGAGCAAGUUGCUAAUUGUCAGUUCUCGGUUUGGUAUCCUUUAUUUAAGAAACAUACCAUUAAAAGCUUGAUUCUUCCUCUGCCUCAGAAUGUAAUCGAUUACCUUUUGGAUGACGGAACAUUAGUGGUUUCUGGAAGCAGCGAAAACAACAACAAUCAACCUUCACAGAACAAUAACAGCGGCUCAGAAGACGAGGACGAUGUUCAGUGGUCCGACGACGAGACAACAACAGUCGUCACGGCUCCAGAAUUCCCAGAAUUUAGCUCCGAAGUGCAGGAAGCAAUAAAUUCUCUCGGUGGACGCGUCUUCCCUAAACUGAAUUGGAGUGCACCACGGGAUGCGAACUGGAUCGCCCUGAAUAGCUCUCUGCAGUGUCAGAGUCUCAGUGACAUCUUCCUUCUGUUUAAAAGCUCAGACUUCAUCACACACGAUCUCACACAGCCGUUCCUUCAGUGCAGCGACGACUCUCCAGACCCUGUUAUAAACUAUGAGCUCGUGCUGAGGAAAUGGAGCGAGCUCAUUCCUGGAGGGGAAUUUCGCUGCUUCGUGAAAGAGAACAAGCUGAUUGGAAUCUCUCAGAGAGACUACACACAACAUUACCAGCACAUCUCCAAACAGGAAGCGAGUAUCUCCUCCUCCAUCCAGCAGUUCUUCAGAGAGCACAUUCAGCACCAGUUCCCCAACGACGACUUUGUCUUGGAUGUGUACAGAGACAGCACGGGACGUGUGUGGCUGAUCGACUUUAAUCCGUUCGGCGAGGUUACAGACUCGCUGCUCUUCACGUGGGAGGAGUUAACAUCUGGAACCAAUAUUUCGUUACAGGAUGGUCCUGCUUUCCGUUACACCACCAGCGAAGUGACCGUCCAGCCAAGUCCGUGUUUGUCUUAUCGAAUCCCGCGAGACUUCCUGGACCUGUCCACUGGAGAGGACGCUUAUAAGCUAAUCGAUUUCCUCAAACUGAAAAAAGGUCAGCAGGAGGACGAGGAGGACGGCGAUGAUGAUGAUGAUGAUGAUGAGCAUGAUGAGCCUCACAUGGCCAGUGUGUGACACUGACUAGAUCUGAUAAGCCAAGAACUCCUGUUUCCUAACAGUCACUUCCUCCUGUGUGUACUCAUUAGGGACGAAUCUUUAAUUUACCACAACAUAAUGUCUGUAAUGUACAUAGUGUAAACUUCCACAGGCUGCAUCAGGAGAUAAAAUACUACAACGCUCUGGUCUUAUCCACACACCUACAAGCAAAUACGCAGCCUAAAACACACACCUGAGUCUGUUUAGGAACAUCAGAUCAAUGCUUUGCCUUAGUGCAUAAUGGUGUAAGAAUAAAUUAAGAAAUAAUGAUGUAAUGAUAUUUAAUGUGUGCUUUUCAAAUGUACACUUGUAAAUGUAACAAUAAAGCAAUUUGAUUUUGUUCUGAAUAAAAGUACGUUUACAUAAUUA
Pangasianodon hypophthalmus (striped catfish) is the source of this 1493-nucleotide messenger RNA. RefSeq names its product cell division cycle 123 homolog (S. cerevisiae) (gene cdc123). The record is from RefSeq and is a predicted model, not a curated record. The coding region runs from base 48 to 1103 and encodes 351 amino acids. The transcript is spliced from 13 exons. Lineage: Eukaryota; Metazoa; Chordata; Actinopteri; Siluriformes; Pangasiidae. Gene Ontology annotation, cellular component: cytoplasm.